CGACACCGGCCUACCCCUAACCCUCGUACAUUGACCUCGUUGGAUGGAGUUACGCCGGCGACCUUCGGCUGUCACAUCUCCGGCGACAUAGCCGCCGCGACCCGUAACCCCGGCAGGCUUAGCUAGAUCUCCACCUCCCCCCCCCCCCCCCCCGGUGCUUCUUGAUGCUAGUCUUGGCCGGGUACGGCGCCGUUAGUCUGGACUGGCGAGGGUACGGGCUAUCCGACCAGCCGCUGGAAGCGGGGGCGGCGUCAUACGAUGACCUGCAACAGGAUCUCCUGGCCCUCCUGGAUGCGCUCUCCUUCUGAAGUGAGUUGUCUACUCUACUGCCGGUGCCUGAUGUGCUGCCUACCCAGCGGCCAGCCGGGCUCUGACCAGGGCGUUGAAUCACCGCCGGUUCCAAGCUCCUAUACAAAGAGGCGCACGCAAGAGUACAGUCUGCUUCUGCACGUGAAAGAGGUGAUCGACUGCGGCCCUUUGACAAUGAUGGAGGGCCUCGAUUUCUACCCUGGCAAGGACGAAGACCUCAGCCGCAAGCACAAGUUUAAGAGUCGGGAUGGCAAGAUCGAAGGCAGAAGUCCUGGUAUUCAUGGCCAUGCAUGAUUGGAGUUUUGCUAUGGUCAACUUCUCUCCGGUGUUUAAGUCAGUUUGUAAUGUUUGGUACUAGUUGUUUUUAAUUCAGUUUGAAACUACUUGUGUUUAAUUCAAUUUGUCAUUCGGUUUGAUUCAGAAAUCUGGCAAGUAAGCUAGGUAUAUUGUUUGAUUCAGAAAUCUUGUUAUUCCAUAAACAAAGUGGGUACUCUUUAUCCGACA
Messenger RNA from Lolium perenne, 813 nucleotides. The record is from RefSeq and is a predicted model, not a curated record. Lineage: Eukaryota; Viridiplantae; Streptophyta; Magnoliopsida; Poales; Poaceae.